AUGGAGACGCGCGCAGACAUGGUGCGCCUGGGGGCUGCGAAUUCUGGUCAUGCCGCCACUGACCUGUACGACGAGCGACAGCGCCAGACCAAAGCUCUGGCGCUGUGGGAGCGGCAAAAGACGGCGUGGGCACGCAUGCAAGCGCACCUCACCUCCGCCAACACCGCGCCGUCUGCUGCUGCUAACAAUGGACACCGCCACGCGUCAUCGUCCACGGUUUCAUUUUUGCAUACACUCGCAUCUGCUGGGACUGGCGGGGGUGCCACAGCACGUAACUUCACUGGAGCGACCACCGCCGCAAGAGCGAAGCGGGAGGACUUUGGCAUGCUCGCCGUGUCGCAGCCCCAGACGGCCAACAACAGUAUUCACGUAUGGGAGGGGUUGUUGCGUUGCACAGACGCGCGAUCGUCGCGGCGGCUAGUCCCGAUUGGUCGCACGUCGUUUCCGUAUCAGCUGUACAGCGUGGCUCGCGAUCCGACGACGCUGCCGGAGGAUCACAUGAUUUACACGCGCGUCGUGUCUGAAGAGGACGUGGCGGCGGCACAGAAUACGACGGCGGGGUCUCACCGCUCCCUUGACUCGACCAUAAAGCGGGUGGAGCAGCGCGCUGCCGCACAGAGUCGCGUGCGAGCGGCGAUGAUGGAAGCCGCAGCUGAUGCCUCCGGCGAUGCCACCGAGUCGGAAGUGACCUAUGUUGGGCGGCAAGGGGAGGCGGGGGGUGAUGCCGUGUUCUAUUACGAAUCGCAGCUGCGCCGCCUUGCCCCAUAUGUUCAGAAGUGGCUCGGCCACUUUCUGCAACCCCGCACCUUCUUGCACGUAGAGGGGCAUCCCGCACCGUGCGCUUCAGCCGAGGAGCUUGAGGCACAAAAGCAUGAGUGGGCCGACUCACGGACGUCCUCAGCCCCGCCAGUGGCGUACUUUCCGCCUCCGCCGCAGACGCAGAUGUGGGCAUCCAUCCCCACAACAGCGGCACCGAGUUUUAUAGCGAGCACCCUUCAGCCAGCCGGUGCCGCGCGUAAACAGAAGGGCUCGAGUAGCGUGGCCUCCGGCAGCGCGAACUCGUACCGCCACAGCGUCCCCGAAAAUUCAAAAGACCGAAGCAUUAGAGCCGAUGGGGACAACGCCUUUGCGGAGGAGGCCGUCAGCAUGACCGAGUGUCUUCCCUGUGGCAGUGUGUGCACCGCUACCCCAUCUGAGCUGCCGUGCGACACCUCUGUCGGCUCGAUUGACGGUGACGUAUACGAAAAGCGUGCGCGAAGGACGCAGGCGGCACCGACUUCUCCGGACCAUCCACUGCAGUCGGCUAAGCACAGUAUCUCACAAUGCCACCAACACAGUCGCACAGAGGCUGACGCGGCACACGAGGACAACAUGCAGUCUACUGGCCCAUCGAUGGAGAUGUCAACGCGCAGCCUGUUCUUUCAGACGCGCCCACACGAGCUGCUGCAGGGUACCGUGACGCUCUAUAACACCGGCUCGACAACCAUCUACUUUAGCUGGGUACCGGUGGACGCCGUCGAAGAGCAGCUUAGGCAGCUCGACCAAGACUCUGGAACCGCCGGCGCGGCCGAUAACAAGGCGGCUAAAGGCGGAGAAGUGAGGGAGGAAGGCGCGAGCGCAGAGCACCGGCAAAUGCUGAGCGACCGAGAUGGAAACGCCGCCACGAGAAUCACGCACUCCCUCGCCGCUCAUCAGCGCACUGCACGCGACACCUUCUUCUUUUUUUCCUCCCCGAUGGACGGUGUUGUGCUGCCGGGCGAAGAAGGCAUCUUCGCGUUUUCGGUGCGCGCGACUCGUGCCGGCCUCUUUCAACACACGUACGAGUUGCUCACGGUGCCACCAGCGCCGGAGCGCAUCUUUGUGUGCCUGCGCGCGCUUGUCCAGAGCGAUGGCCUAUCGUUUGAGUGGCUUGCCGCGCCGGUGACAGAGGCCAUCGAAGCUAAGGUGACUCUAGAUGCACAGCGUCGACUUCUGCAGGCGAUCAGCACGAAUGUGGACGCCAUCGAGGGUUCUGCCUUGUCGACGCACAUUAAAGCGCUGGAUGGGGCGGUCGAGGCCGCCACAGCAGCCGAGCGGAAGCGCCGACGGGCGCAGGAGGACGCCUGGAACCUCGCGAACCGGUUCACCUUCGAUCACAUCCCCUAUGCAGCUGCCGUGUACGACAAGCUCGAGCAACUGUGCACAGUGGUGCAGGAGACCUGCCGAACGCUGGGCAGCAAACAGAAAACCAAGACGGACGCAACCCCGGAAAAUGUGGCUGUUACCACGGAAGCAGCGUCUCUGGACGCGCAUACGAAGCCGUCCACAUCCCACCCGGCUUUGCUAGCUCCGGCGCCACCACCUCAACAGAGGCCUGCAGCACCGGCCACGGAUAUCGUGGCGACCGCCUCGAACUCGGCACAAUGGGAUGGCUCCCUGCUCCUGCUGGUGAAGCAGAUGAUGGCAGUGCGCGAUGCACCAACGCGGCAGAUAUUCUUCGACGCUUUUCUCGUCCUCCUGCGCGCGGCUCGAGCGUUGCGGCUGUGCAACAGCGGCGGUGGGAGCACCGAGGGUGUGGACCAGGAGACGUUGCCACUGCCGGUACUCCUGGCGAGAGCUGCCACGGCCCUCUGCGACAGCGUGAGGGGCCGUCGUGCCGCGAUGCUGGAAAGGGAGUGUGAGGAUAUGGUCGGGCAGAAGCUGGCCCCCGCGGCGACGCCUUUCAUGCAGGCCUUCGCUGCAGCCAGCGGUACUUCUAUGACGCGAGAGACGGUCGGCGGGACCGCUGGUGGCUCGCAGAGCGUCAAUGGCAGAAAGAGAAAUGUCUCAACCCGAGGCAGGGGUGGAGAGACCGCGGUGGGCGAUGGCGUCGUUCGCGCGGCCGGUGCCGACGGCUCUGCAGUUGGCGUAACCGAAACGACAAAGGCGCAGCGUGUGGUGUUGGGGUCGAUCCCUGCCGAGGAGCUGCUAAGCUUCAGCGCUAUCCAGCCCACCCCGAAAGCCGUGGCGGCACUCGAAACAGCGGAGAGGGUGGCGGUGCGCGCUCGGCGAGAGUCGGAGCUGGCGACAGAGCGGAGUGCAUGGAUUGAGCUGUAUACGGCGGCGUUUCUCGAAGUGAUCGACGCGGCGUGCGACCGGGGCCCACUCUCGGCGUGCACUGCGGCGCGCCUGGCCGAGCUAGAGGACAUCCAAAUGAGCGCGUUGCUGCCCAUAGACCUGAGCGCCGAUCCGAUCAUUCCGCUCACAACGGGCAAGGGAGGAAAACGCAAGUAG
Messenger RNA from Leishmania mexicana MHOM/GT/2001/U1103, 3252 nucleotides. RefSeq lists its product as hypothetical. NCBI's taxonomy places the organism in Eukaryota, Euglenozoa, Kinetoplastea, Trypanosomatida, Trypanosomatidae. Bases 1 to 3252 code for a protein of 1083 amino acids. The record is from RefSeq and is a predicted model, not a curated record. The transcript has a single exon.